Messenger RNA from Pteronotus mesoamericanus, 11714 nucleotides. It is a transcript of the gene HOOK3, whose product is annotated as hook microtubule tethering protein 3. Gene Ontology annotation, molecular function: microtubule binding; dynein light intermediate chain binding. The record is from RefSeq and is a predicted model, not a curated record. Lineage: Eukaryota; Metazoa; Chordata; Mammalia; Chiroptera; Mormoopidae. The transcript is spliced from 22 exons. The coding region runs from base 228 to 2384 and encodes 718 amino acids. Gene Ontology annotation, cellular component: centrosome; cytoplasm. Gene Ontology annotation, biological process: cytoplasmic microtubule organization; cytoskeleton-dependent intracellular transport.
GGAGGCGAGCGCAGCGGACGCGCGUCCUGAGUGAAAGGAAGGAGGGGCACCAGGAGUGACGGUGCGGGAGCCGCUGCCAGCCCCGGACCGGAGUCGGCGGCUCGGGCCCGACGACAAGGUGGGCCAGAGGCCAGAUCGGCUCCCCGGACCCUCCGACGCGGUCCCAGCCCGAGCGGCAGCGGUUUCUGGCGAGGAGGGGAGGCGCUGCCAAGCCCCAACAGGGGAAGAUGUUCAACGUGGAGUCGGCGGAACGGGUGGAGCUGUGCGAGAGCCUUCUCACUUGGAUCCAGACAUUUAAUGUGGAUGCACCAUGCCAGACCGUGGAAGAUUUAACGAAUGGGGUUGUGAUGGCCCAGGUUCUUCAAAAAAUAGAUCCUGCAUAUUUUGAUGAAAAUUGGUUAAACAGGAUCAAAACGGAAGUGGGAGAUAAUUGGAGGCUAAAGAUAAGCAAUCUAAAGAAAAUUUUAAAAGGAAUCCUGGAUUAUAAUCAUGAGAUUUUAGGACAGCAAAUUAAUGACUUUACCCUUCCUGAUGUGAACCUUAUUGGGGAGCAUGCUGAUGCUGCAGAGCUCGGAAGGAUGCUUCAGCUCAUUUUAGGCUGUGCUGUGAACUGUGAACAGAAGCAAGAGUACAUCCAAGCCAUUAUGAUGAUGGAAGAAUCUGUUCAACAUGUUGUCAUGACAGCUAUUCAAGAGCUGAUGAGUAAAGAAUCUCCUGUCUCUGCUGGAAAUGAUGCCUAUGCUGACCUUGAUCGCCAGUUGAAGAAAACUACAGAGGAACUAAAUGAAGCUUUGUCAGCCAAGGAAGAAAUUGCUCAAAGAUGCCACGAAUUGGAUAUGCAGGUUGCAGCAUUGCAAGAGGAGAAAAGUAGUCUGUUGGCAGAGAAUCAGGUAUUAAUGGAAAGACUUAAUCAGUCUGAUUCCAUAGAAGAUCCUAACAGUCCAGCAGGAAGAAGGCAUCUGCAACUCCAAACUCAAUUAGAACAGCUCCAAGAAGAAACAUUUAGACUAGAAGCAGCCAAAGAUGAUUAUCGAAUACGCUGUGAAGAGUUAGAAAAGGAAGUCUCUGAACUUCGGCAACAGAAUGAUGAACUAACCACUUUGGCAGAUGACGCUCAGUCUCUAAAAGAUGAAAUAGAUGUUCUUAGACAUUCUUCUGAUAAAGUGUCUAAACUAGAAGGCCAAGUGGAAUCAUAUAAAAAGAAGCUGGAAGAUCUUGGUGAUUUGAGGCGGCAGGUUAAACUCUUAGAAGAGAAGAAUACUAUGUAUAUGCAGAACACUGUCAGUCUAGAGGAAGAGUUAAGAAAAGCCAAUGCAGCUCGAAGUCAACUUGAGACAUACAAGAGACAGGUAGUAGAACUGCAGAAUAGAUUAUCUGAAGAAUCGAAGAAAGCAGAUAAAUUAGAUUUUGAAUAUAAGCGGCUAAAAGAAAAAGUUGAUACUCUUCAAAAAGAAAAGGAUAGGUUGAGAACAGAAAGGGAUUCUCUAAAGGAAACCAUUGAAGAGCUUCGCUGUGUACAGGCUCAAGAAGGGCAGCUUACAACUCAAGGGUUAAUGCCUCUGGAAAGUCAGGAGUCUUCAGAUAGUCUGGCAGCAGAGAUUGUCACACCUGAAAUCAGGGAGAAACUUAUUCGCCUUCAGCAUGAAAAUAAGAUGUUAAAACUUAACCAAGAAGGUUCAGACAAUGAAAAAAUUGCCUUAUUGCAGAGCCUUCUGGAUGACGCAAAUCUACGCAAGAAUGAACUGGAGACAGAGAAUAGGCUGGUGAAUCAAAGACUUCUGGAAGUACAGUCACAAGUUGAAGAAUUGCAGAAAUCUUUACAGGAUCAAGGAUCAAAAGCAGAAGAUUCAGUUCUUCUAAAAAAGAAACUUGAAGAACAUCUAGAGAAGCUGCAUGAAGCCAAUAAUGAAUUGCAGAAGAAGAGAGCCAUUAUUGAAGAUCUCGAACCAAGAUUUAACAACAGCUCCUUAAAAAUUGAAGAAUUACAGGAAGCUCUACGGAAGAAAGAAGAGGAAAUGAAGCAAAUGGAAGAACGAUAUAAGAAAUACUUAGAGAAAGCUAAAAGUGUUAUCCGUACUUUAGAUCCUAAACAGAAUCAAGGAGCAGCACCAGAAAUACAAGCUCUUAAAAAUCAGCUUCAGGAACGGGACCGACAAUUCCAUUCAUUAGAGAAAGAAUAUGAGAAAACAAAGAGUCAAAGAGAGAUGGAAGAGAAAUAUAUUGUUAGUGCCUGGUACAAUAUGGGAAUGACUCUGCAUAAAAAGGCGGCGGAAGAUAGACUUGCUAGUACAGGUUCAGGGCAGUCAUUUCUGGCUAGGCAAAGACAAGCAACCAGCACAAGAAGAUCUUACCCGGGCCAUGUUCAGCCAGCCACAGCAAGGUAGACACGUCUUGCUAUUAGAACGAAAAACACCCUGCAUUCAAACAUACUUCUGUUAUACGUAACACCAUUUCAGGAAAUUCAACCAGUUAAUUUUUUUUUCUCUGUGUUAUGUUCCUUAGUUGUCUCUCAUUUGAGGACUUUUUCUCUGUAUCUAUAAUGUUUUAGUUUCUUGUUCCUUUUGUAGUCCUUUCAGUUUCUUUUAAUGUGCCAAAAAAAAAAAAAUUUUUAAAUGCCCAGUUAAAAGUGUUGUGUAAUAGUAUAGUACUUUUCUUUGUAUGGAAAUGUCCUUUUCCCAGUGGUGUAGGCUUUGUAAUGAAUUAGAUUUUCUGCCAAUAAUUGAUAUACAAUUUAUAUUCUUUAUUGUGCCUCUGUGUUACCAUGCUUUACAAGAAUGUCUUUGUUUAAAGGGAAUUAAUCUUUAUAUGAUGUAUUAACGUAUGUUUUCAAUUGUUUUCCAAAUGCACUUCAAAUAACUUGCAUAUUUACUAUAUAAAAUGAAUCGUUGGCAAGUGCACUUUUUGCAAAGACAUAAAUACAGUGGCAGAGGUGCUAAUCAGAUCUUACCUAAGGCACCUAAUAGAAUUAUUUAGAGGGAAAAAAUAAUUUUCACAUUGUUUUAUAGGAAAUUAAAUUUGUUCGAGGAUUUGGAAACUAUUUUUAAAACAUAAAUACAUAGAAUUUUAUUAUUUCCUGCUAUCUUGUUGUUGGCGGAAAUGAAUGCAUUGGUUAGGUUAUUAGAAAGAAAAUUAAAGAAGAAAAAAUCAGGCAGUGCAUUUAUUUUUUUCUUGUUUUGGAAUAGCGCAGUAACUGAGGAUCAAAUUCUGGCAGUGUCGCUGAUACAAAGUUUCAAUUGGCCUCCACAUCUUAAGAGACCUAUUUUUCAUCUGCUUACAAGUAAUAGGUAGCAGUACUUUUGGGUCAACUUCCUUGUUGACUUGUAUCUCAUUGUUUUACUUAUUCCCUAAUAUAAACACUUCUUUUUCUCAAUAUUUCCAAAUACAUAACAUCUUCAUGUCAGUCAUUAAGAUCAAUAAGUGACUUCUUAUAUGUGAUGUUGUGAUAGAUCUCCUUUACAUUUUUUCUUAAUUCUAUGUAUUAGUCCAAGAAUUUGCUACUGAACAGAUUCUCUUAGGUAUUUGGUUGCAUCAAAAUGCUUAGAUAUGUUGAUUGAUUGUAAACCAUGUUUAUUUCCAUUGAUGAAUGGUUGUCAAGUAAUAAUGAUUGUAAAGCACUUUGACUAUAUAAGGUGCUAUGUAAAUGUAAAAUAUCAUUUAUUUGAAAAUGAAAUGCCUCUGCCUGACUUUACAUAUUGAUUUAUUUGGUCCCCAAUUAUAUUUAAGUUCCCCUCCAGACUUUUUCUUGCACCAGAUAGCCCAUUUUUUAAAAAGCAAAACAUUAUUUAAAUUAGAUCAAUUUUUUGUUUGUCUUUGUUUUUUAGAUAACAUUGUGUUUGUUUUUAGAUAGGUCACCUAAUAUGAGGAUUUUAUUUCAUGCACUUGCUGUUUAGAAGUUCAGGUUUCAUUUAGAUCUGGAUAUUAAAUGCAAAUUAGUAACUUUAAAUCAAGCUAAAUGUAACUGAGAAUGUUCAGAGACUAUAUUCAAAUGUUUGAUUUUAAAUUAUUCCAUUUUUAUAAGAAAAUUGGCCUAAAAAUGAGUAGCAUUUUCAUUUGUCCUCAGAAAUCAUACUUGAAGAAAGCAUUAGAAUGUGCACAGAAAUGACUUCAUGCAUUGUGCUAAUUUUUACAUUAAGAACAGAAAUCUAAGCGCAGUGUGAAUGCUUCUGCCUGAAAUGACCAUAAAGCAGGAAGUAUUAGUAAUAAUGGAGAGAAUCACGAGAGUAAAUUGCAUUGUGGGGCUUCAGGAGGCUAAGCAGACCUAAAUAAACAUAGAAAGUUUUGACAAUAAAAGAUCAAAAACUAUUUAGGGUAGUUUUUACUCCCAGCCCUCUUUUUACAUGUAGAUUAGGGUCCAACUGUUUUAAAACAGAGUGUGAACACUAACCUUGGUAAAAUUAAAAGAAUUGGGAAAUUAUACCCCUAGAAUAAGGCAGGUGAACAUAAAAGAGUCUAUGAGCUAUUUAUUAAAAGGAUUGUAUCCCAUAAAAUGAGAGGUUUUAACUUUACUUCUUGAAUAGUUACUGCCCCUGUUGUGGUCUCCAACCCACCUGUCAGCUCAGAUACACUUCUCUAAACGGGCUGGAAAGGUGCCAACCUUUUGGAAGGCUGUUUUCCUUAUUUUUCUUCAGCAUAUGUUGCAUGCUAUUAUUUUGGUAUUUUACCUUCAUAACUUUCUCUCUACUGUACCUUUAAAGUUUAGUAUAUUACUUUCAUUACAUAGAAGAAAUUAUAUUACUAACAUUCUAGGAUAUUUUUUAAAAAAGCAGGAAUAAAACUUAGCUGUAACAAUGAUAACCCUGUUUCUCUUGUCCAGCUUUGGGCAGGAUUUAUGAAAUUUCUCUUUCUGCUGUAAUGAUUAAUAAUUUCCUAGGAUGUUUGUGAUGAUGCAUGGUCUGUCUGGAAAGUAAAAGACAUUAGGUGCUUUAUUGAGAUGUGAGCUAGGCUGUGCUAUAUUUUCACAAACCCCUUAGUUACGGUCUCUUCGUGACACAGUUCGCUCGGACAGUGAAGCUAGCCCUGGCUUCAGGAGUGAAGUAGAGGGCUGCUGCGUUAGAUGGAGGUGAUCCAUCAGCCUAGCGGCCGAAUUCUUGUAAACAAAAAGCUCAUCUGAUGUUUUCCUUCUAACCAGGGUAAGAAAAUACAAAAUAAAUAACUAAGGAAUAGGAAAGCAUAUAACAUUUAUGUUCUGCAAGUGGGUAUUAGAGUUUGUAAUGGGGAAAAAAAAUCCAGCACAUAUUGUAGUUUACCACAUCUAGAAAGAGAAAUAAUACAUUUGUACUUAAAAGAACUUUCAAAAUUUCAUUCAUAUCUUUUUAUAAUUUGUCGAAUUACUUGUUAAUAACCAAGAAAAAGAAGUCCCUAAAUAAAGGACCCAUGUUCCGAAAUUGAUCAAUAUUGAUAGCCCUAGCCCGGUAAAAUUAGCUCAAUGGGAUACUUAGAUUAUAAAAGGAAAUGUUUUGUUGAGGUUUUAUUGUUUUGUUUAUAUAGUAAAAGCUCAAUUGUACAAAAUUAAGCUAAAUCUUAUCCAGCCAGAGACAUAUGCCUAUAUAUUUCAUUAGUUUUCACAAAGCCAUGAAAAUUCAUGCUGUCCAAAUAGAUCAGCAAUAAUUUGUAAGUGAAAGCUAAGUUGAAGAAAAGACAUUUUAUUUAUGCACUACUUUUCUCACAUCUCCUUUUCAAUAACAGUUUUGUCCAGUCUUGUUAACUAAUGAUACGAAAUGUUUUUUAGUGUUUCUUGCACUCAGAUAAGCAUUCAUCUUUUAAAGAUAAUAACCAUGUUAAAAACUUGAAAAUCUUCAUCCCAGUGUAAGAAUUAUCCUGAAACAAAAAUCUAAAUUUUUGAAGUUGUCUUAACUCUGCAUUUAAUCUCCAGUUGUCCAGCUCUCAGACUCCAGGGCUGCUACAGUUAUCCUUAGUUGGAACGUGUGAGAUUUAUCUGAAAAAGCUUCCACAACCCACAGCCAGUACAAACCCACCUAGUUCACAGAUACGUAGAUCAGAACAUCUGCGACCCUACAGUGAGAGCCAAGCACCUGGCAUCUUGCCUUUGCCAAGGGCAAAAUAACAUUAAGACAAAGUGUUUUUUGUUUUCUCUUCAUUAAACUGUGGAAGGGUAUUUUGACUUGUUAGCCUCGUAAGGGCCCCUUUCCUUAGAAACGGCUGUGGAAAUGACCGAUGCGGCUUUGUACUUCUUACAGUGAAGCCUGUGCAAUAUCCCAAAGUAGGAGGAAGGACCGCACUCAACAAAAUUAAAAGGUGACACCAGGAGCUUCGAAAAUUAUUUUAGCAUGUUUUUUAUUUUUCCCUUUUUAUAAGUUAAAAGGGUUUUCCAUUUAAUAAUGAUCAUCUCUCUUCCUAUAGUUCCCACUGUCAACUUGGCAGCUUAUUCCAGUAAUUGUACAACCCAGUUUCAUUAUGUUUAGAAAGCAGUUUCAGAGCAUAUUCUUUGUAACUAUAACGAUUUUAAUACUUUAUAUCAUGAAGUUUUUAUAUGAGGAAGGCUAUUCUCAAUGUAUCUGUCAUUGACUUUUUUACUUUCUAUAAAGCAUAUUUAAAUAAUAAUUGGUGUAGUUCCAUUUAUUGAAACUUUUAAAUGGUUUUAUUGUCUAAUUUUAGCACAAUAAUUUUAGGGUCUAAAGUUUUGCAGUAAAUGUUAUUCAUUUCUCAGAAGCCUAAAAAAACAUGAAAUAACUUGUUACUAACACAGCUAAUUUCUGCCCCUUCCCUUUCCCUUCCAUCACGGAGGCAUCAGUAUUUAGCUUCCUUUUUAUGAAAUGAAGGACGGCACCGAUGUGAUGACAUCAUCUCCUUCACAUUGCUGGUUAUGUUCUUGGGAAGUCUGUGCUGAUUAUUUUGUUUCCGAAAAGCCUUUUAGCAAUCCAAUUCACAUGUCCUAUGUUUUUAAUAUAAAAACUUAAGAAAUGUAUAUUUAACAUUAUCUUUAAAUACACUUGGAUUUUUUACAUUGCACUUAAAAUGAUAGAGAAGGGACAUUAGUUAUUGAAAAACGAGAGGCCUGAACCUAGUUAUGGCAAGUUUAUGAGUUAUGGCAAUUGUGGAGGACCUAUAAAUGUUUUCUAACGAUUAUCUGUCAGCAAUUACAUUAUGUCUCUUUUCAGGAUUUUUCUGAAAUACUGCAUUCGGAAAAUGUUUUUCUAACAUUUUCGAACAAUAUUCUGUCAGAGAAGUUUGUACACCUUAUAUAAGUGAACAUGGCAAUCGGAAAAAGUAACAGAACUGCUGUUAAAGCAAAUUCAUUCCUAGACAGUAAAGUGGAUUAUUGGGAUAAAAACGAUGUAGUUGUAGAACAUUUCCUGGCAGACUGAAGUAUUAGUACAAUCAAAACUUAUACUGUCUUAACAAAUGUUCCUAAAAUAGUAGUUUACACAAAAUUUUUUGACUUUAUUAUGUGAUUGUUCAAUAAAAAAAGAGUAGACAACAGUAUAAUUUAUUUUCUAAUUAUCCUUCCCUUUAUUGGGCAUUAACUGGGCACUCUGUAUUAACUGUGUAUGCUAUCAUUGGAGGGGAAAGCACCUGUUUCCAUUUUGAAACUGUUAACCCAUUACUAAAGCUAAGGUAGUGAUUUGAGGUCAUUAAGAAUACUGUGGUUCGAUGAGAUGAGGAGAAAUCUGAAAAUCACUACUGACUUCCUAACAGUUAUAUAGAUUUGCUGCUUUAUCCAGUUUACAAACCAUAGGCUCAAUUUUAGUCCCCCUUAAUUAUACAUAGUAGCCUCACUGAAAUUUUUGUUUAAAGUGAAGGCAAAAAUACACAUUAAAAAAUAUAUGUGUUCAAGGAGAGCCCUUAUGUACCUGGUACAUUUUCACCAGGCUCUGAAUUAGAUUAGGGUCUGAAGAUGAAGUCAUCAGAGAAGGUAUCCAUGCUCAAAAUUUUAGGCCCUGGGGCUAUCAAAUAUCCUGAAUUCUUUCCACCCAGAGCUUAAAGGAAAAAUUAAAUGUCAUGAGAAAAACAAUCUCAAAGUGAGAAAAAGAAAACUACCAAAUCUUGCUGAAGCUUUAAUGAUGUAUGUGGGAGACUUCUGAGCUGGCAUUAUCACUUUAGAGAUUUCUAAAUUGACAAAAGAAAAUAAUUCGUUUAGCAACCAUAUUGUGAAAUUAAUAGAAGGGACUCGCAUUUAUUCUUGGUGUAAUUGUCAACCUAUGGUCAGUGAUUACUGUAUAUACAUUCUACCAUGUGUUUAUUUUAUAUAUGUCACUAUUAGAAAUGAGUGUCUUAAUAUUAUUUACUGUUACUUCUAAUCAUUUAUGUAUUAUUUAUACUUCACUGCAAGAUUCACAGCACUUUACUAAUAUUAGAUAAUUAUUUUCUUUAACUUUCUGUGGCAUGUUCUAUUUAUCUUUUCAGUGGGGUUCUUUUCCUUAUUUUAAAAAAUGUAAGAGAUUGCCCAAUCAGUGGGCUUUGUACUCUUCCUGAAAUUUUUAAAGUCAGAUUUGAAGUUCUAAGUCUAAGUCUGGAAAUCUAUUUGAAGUUGGGUUGGGGCUACUAAGCAUGAAUUACACUUUAUAUUUCACAUUAAUCAAACUCUUUUAUACAUUAAUAACUCAUGAAACCAAGUUCUCUUACAUGCAACACCCUUGAAACUUUGUUUUCCGGAGUUGGCAGUAAUAAAACGUUAACAAUCUUCUGGUGAAUCAGAAGAUGUUCUUACCUUUGAUUUUCCUGUCUCCUAAAAUGCAAACCUACAAACUGUCCUUAACAGUCAUAGUUUCUUUAUCAUAUACCCAAAGUCAGUCAGGUUCCAUGAGCUACUAAGUCAGAGACUCUGAAAGUGGUUGGGGGGUGGGGUGACAGGAAAAGGCAGACCCUAAAGAUGGCAGAAUAGUACAGAAAUAUUCCUAGUUCUCUUAUAACAGAUAUGCUUUAUAAACUUGGUCAUUUUCUUGAAUUCAAAUACAGCAAAGUUUUUGGCUUAGUAAGAUGUUUUUAGGAUUUAGGACUCUGCCAUUUGUAACUUGAAUGUAACAGUAUUCAAAUUGUAGUCAAAAAGUACCAAAAUAUUUGUUGUUACAUAAGCAUUGCCACAUAUUAUUGCCAAAGAAUAGGGAGAUUUGCUCAUAACAUUCUCUUAAGAGUUUUGUGUCAUUUUGUGUUUCCAGAUGAGAGAAAUGUUUUUAUAGCGUGAAAAGUUUCUGUAGCCUUUUUCUUCUGCAGUGUCCCCUUCCCUACAGAUGGGCUUUGCUUAGGCAGGUCCUAGAAGGGAGCAACAUGGAAAAGGAGGUCUAGACUCUGACCUUUGAGAGGAGAGUUACUUUGUCCUCCCAAAGUAAAAAGUUACACACGUGCACACGCGCGCUCGGGAGAACACAACAUGUUUUUGAUAUCUACUAAUUAGUUGUUGAAUGGGUAGUUUCUCUUCUCAUUGGCUUUAUUAUUUAUUGGCUUCUUAUUAAUCUAGAAAAGAGUAGAUUUUAGACUUGUAUUGCCCCAUUCAUUAGCUGCUAGACACAUGUGACAAAAUUAAAAAUAAAUAAUAAAUUUGGUUCCCCCGUCACCUAGCCAUACCUUAAGUACUUCAGUAACCACACAUGGAAAGUGGUUAGCAUAUUGGACAAAACAGAUUUAGAACAUUUUCAUCACUGUAGAAAAUGGUUUUUGUCAGUGCUAUAAUGCCCAAAGGGAAAAUAAAGACAGAAUAAAGGUAUUCAAUCAAUGUAUGACAAUUCUUGGGUUUGACUGCAGUAGUUGAAUAAAGCUAUUUUUCUUAAUAAAAUUAAUACCAGCCCUUUUAGAGACCAUGCAAAAAUCAAAACCCCAUUCUUUGAAACUAAUUUUCAAUAUAUAUAUUUUAAACACAUUCUCAGCACUUUACUUUUCAAGUGAUAUAAUGAAAUCAUUUCAUGAAUCAUAACUUAGUAUCUAGGGAUUUUUUAUGUAGUGCUUUUAAUAUUGAUGAUAGUUUAUAACACUGAGCGGAAACUGAAUGCUUUAUUUAUUUACAAGUAAAAAUUGGUAACACCAUAUUCUUCUGUUUGGUUACAUUCAUAUCUAUAUAAAGCUAAUAAAAGUUGCUAACAGUUUUUUUUCUGUCCCUAAGAUCAUAUUUGAUUAUCUUCCAGCUUAAAGGUACAUCAUACCCAAAUAAUUUCUUAGGCUUUCUUCAGUUUCUUGCUCUUAACAAUUUGGUUAAUGAAUCAAGUUAAAUUCAAUGUAUAAAGCAAACAUUUAAUUCCAGUGACUUAGUGAAUGAAACAUUUUUUAAUAUUUAUUAAUUUACUUGGCCUAUUACUAAAGCAUUUAACAUAAUUGAAAGAUCUGUACAAAUGCAUUGUUGAGUUUUUUAAUGAAAAUAGGAGACUAAUCAUAAUUCUUUUUAAUUCAGUUAGUAAUGUAGUUAAACUACCCUGUUAGGAAUUCAUGAUGUUUUUCUCUUCCUUUUAAAAAAUUUUUUAUCAAGCAACAGACUUGCUCCAGUAGUAUCAAAUUCUAAGCAAAGGAUGAUGAAACUCAUUGUCAUUCAGGCUGAGAUAAGUAAACAGUGUAAUUUGAGUUUUGUAUUUUCUUGGGGGCCUAAUUUAAUGUAUUCUGCAGAGACUCUUAUUAAGGGAAAUUUUCAAUAUGCUUGAAGUAAGAAAUAGCAUUUUAGUAUAAAUACAAGAAAUGACUGUACAUAAAUACCAGUCAGUGAUUUGAGGCCUUCUAAUCUUUCAGUGGUAGCCUUUUGUUUUUUAAUAGCCUUAGUUAAACUUCAGAUGCACUAAAAUGUCAUUGCUGUCACUAACUAUGCUGUUUACUGGUUAUUUGUAAUUCAGAAUGCUUUGUACUCAGAAGAAUAAUUUUCAGGUUUAUCUUGUUUUGCCAUGUUCAUGUUUUGAUAAUUGCCCCACUACUUAUAACUCCCAGUUUUUGGUUGUAUAAUGAAUGGUAAAAUUCAAACAUAUCUAAUAAUUUGCCUUAUUUUGAUUAAUAAGUUCUAUCAAAGAUUUGGGGAUAGAAAGAGGUUUUUUCCCCCCUACAGUAUUUUUUUAACUUUUCAGAUGAGCUGGAAAACAGCUUAGUUCAUUAGACUUGGAAUCGGAUCGAUUACAGUCCCAGCUCUAAAGCCUUAUACUCAUGUCUUAAGUAUUUGAUCUGUGAAUAGUUGUUAGUUCACAUUUGACACUGUAGUUAUCCACCGAAGUUUAGCCUUUGCAAAAAGUAUAUUGCUAGGUAUAUUCUUAUUUCUGGUUGACAGUUGAUAAUUUCACAUUUCAUUCUUUGUCAUUAUAAUCCAAAAAUGAAAUCCACAUAGGACUCUAAAUUUCUCACUUUACAAGUGGAGUCAAUACAAAUUUAGCAGCAUUGGUAUCCAAGCAUUUUUCCACAUUUACCAAGUUUACCAGCCAUUUACUGUGUAUUAGAUUGGUGGAUUUUCUCACUGUUUUUCCGAGGCAAGUAAGUUGGUAGAGAACCUCAGUAAGAAAGUUUUACUAAAGUAACAAAAAUAUAAAGUCCAAGAAACCACAAGAUUUUCAAUUUCUUUGAAAUCUUAUAUUGUAUUUCCUUUUGAUAUCACUUACUCAUUUUAAUUUUAUGACUGCCAACUUGUUAUGGUAUUAUAUGUAUAUGUUUAUAUGUAUGCAUAUAUUAUAUGUAUAUGAAGAAUAAAGUUAAGAUUUGGUCAAAUUAUAUUUUCCCAUUCGAGUACAAAAAUGUUUUCAAGGCUGCAAAAAGUGUACAGUUGUUAAACAAGUUGUAAAUAAAGACUUGUAUAAAAA